GUUAUGAAAGCGUUGUGAGACUCUCCGAUGUCCUACAGCUCCACGUUUUUCAAGGAGAUUGUACUUGUUUUUUCUCGAACGUUGAGAAUAGAUACUUAAAUCGAGUUACAGAUUUGUUGUUUUUGGGGCGUUAAUCUGUUGUUUAGUGAGAAUGAGUAUGCGUGCUGCUUUAAACUAAGGCCUGAUACUUAACCUGACAUUAGAUCCAGGUGUGCUGAGAAGGUUCUCAGAUGACAGCUUAACAUCUGUGUUGCUGCAGUGGUUCCUUAACUCAGAAUGCACCCUGACCUUUCACCUCACCUGCACACAGAUGAGUGCAAUGAACUCAUAAGCCUCCUGAGACAGUGCCACAAAGAGCACAAUGUCAUGAAGUUCUUUGGCACAUGUAAUGACGUGGACCGUGCCAUGCGUCACUGUUUGAAGAAAGAGCGAUUGGAAAAAAGAGAGCGCAGCAAGAAGCACGCAGAAGAAAUGAGAAAGAGGAUAAAAGAAGGACCCAAGGAGUUUUAACACAUCCACAAAUAUUGGGACAUAGAAGUGAACAUUAGACUAUGCAAGGCUCCCAUGACUGGUUUCUGUCAACGCAGGUGGUUAUGGUUCUUUGUAAAUUUGAAGUGUGAUUUAUCAUUUCCAGCUCAUCGCAUCAUCAUUUGUUACAAAACUAUCAUUAUGCCAUUGGUUUGGUUGGUGCAAAGCUUCUUUCGGUAAUUACAAAGUAAAUAUUGAAAUCUGCCUUUAGAGAUUCCAAUAUCUCUAAGAAGCAGUUGUAUCUCUCUUUGAUGUUUAAUUGAUCUUAGAAUUCCUUUUUUUUCCCUUUUACUUUAUUUUAAUGUGAUGGUUUCAGUCAUUGUACUUGUUGACCACACCACUCAGGAAUCUCUCUGCGCCUGCUGACAAAGAUGUUUAUUGUUGUGAAAGUUUGUUGAAUGGGAAUUUGUAUUGUUUCCACAUUUGUUUGGGUUUAAAUAAAAAAAAACAAAUUCUCCAUUUCAAAGUUCAAAUUUACAUUAAACAAUUCAGUAAAUAUCACUGAAUUUGUCCCAGCCAUUGCUAUAUAUAUAUUUAUAUUACAUGGUUGCAGCUAUGUAAUAUAUUUAGUGAAAAAACAGUGUUGUGCUGUGUUCUCCCAUACGAGUAAGAUUAACCCCUUACAGCCUGGCAUAAAAAUGUCUGAAAAUUUCAAUUGAGAUGCCUUCAGCAAAACUUAUUUGAUUCUUGCAGAUCUUUAGAUCAAUGACACAUUAGGUUUUUGCAUCCAUGUAAUUAAACAUUUUGUAGACAUUUUAAAACACAUGGCAAGCCUUUUAUUAAAAUAUAUUCCCAAUCUUUUUACA
Messenger RNA from Poeciliopsis prolifica (blackstripe livebearer), 1334 nucleotides. It is a transcript of the gene cmc2, whose product is annotated as C-x(9)-C motif containing 2. The record is from RefSeq and is a predicted model, not a curated record. The transcript is spliced from 4 exons. Lineage: Eukaryota; Metazoa; Chordata; Actinopteri; Cyprinodontiformes; Poeciliidae. The coding region runs from base 277 to 510 and encodes 77 amino acids. Gene Ontology annotation, cellular component: mitochondrion.